Messenger RNA from Pygocentrus nattereri (red-bellied piranha), 2772 nucleotides. Its product is annotated as collagen alpha-1(X) chain. The coding region runs from base 63 to 1421 and encodes 452 amino acids. Gene Ontology annotation, molecular function: protein binding. The transcript has 5 exons. The record is from RefSeq and is a predicted model, not a curated record. Lineage: Eukaryota; Metazoa; Chordata; Actinopteri; Characiformes; Serrasalmidae.
CAGGUAUAUAAGUGCAUCCAGCAGGACUCGCUGACUAAACCUCAGCUCUGUCUGUGCGAGUCAUGCUUCAUCAGAGGAAGACGAUGUGGAGCCCUUUGGCUCUGUGGUUUUUGGUGGUCCGCUGCAUGUCUAUGCCAGAUGACCGCAACUUCUCCCCGACAUAUUCACCCGUUGACACCCUGCCACUUGAUCCUGGGGUGACACCAGGACCAACCCCUGACCUCUCCUACUGCCAGAUGCUGCUGGAGGCUCCAGUGCCGCCCCCUGCGGAUCAGGUGCCCUGGUUCUGUAUGUGCUCAACCUGCCCCAACAACAUGGGGCAGAAGGGAGAACGAGGAGACCGUGGCCUACCAGGAAUUCCAGGCUACCCUGGGCCAAGGGGGCUUAUGGGAGUCCGCGGCCCACAGGGGUUGACUGGUCGUCAGGGGUUAAAGGGUCAGAAAGGUGAAGAGGGAGUGAAAGGUGACCCAGGUGUAGUGGGACGCCAGGGCCCUAAGGGAGAACCUGGACCAAAAGGCGAUAAGGGUGAGCCUGGUGUGGAUGGGCCAGCAGGUGACCCAGGUCCGAAGGGGGAGGACGGUCAGUGCCCAGUCAACUGUGAGAGUGUGCAGGGGCCUCCUGGUGAGCCAGGUCUGCCAGGCCCUGCAGGUCCCCCUGGAAUACCUGGGCUUAAUGGCGAUCCAGGUGCAAGGGGUCUGAAGGGUGAUGCUGGAGUUACGGGUACCCCUGGCAUCCCCGGUACUCCUGGUCAGAAAGGAGAGCAGGGCUUAGAGGGCAACUGCAGCUGCCAUGAUGGAGCCAAGGGGAACACAGGACCUGUGGGGGCAAAGGGCGAAAAGGGGGAGGUGGGUGUGGCUGGACGUCAAGGGGUGCAAGGGAACACAGGGCCUAAAGGUGAUCAGGGUGAUAUGGGAAUGAUGGGAAUGCCUGGUCCAUGCAGCCCCACUAUCCAAUCAGCUUUCUGUGCUGCGAUGAAUACCGUGCUCCCGCCCCCCAACAUGCCAGUGGCCUUCACACGGGUCAUCUACAACUUGCAGCAGCACUAUAACCCAACCACUGGCAUCUACAUGGCGCCCAUUAAUGGCACCUAUGUCUUUAGCUACCACCUAGUGGCCUCCGGCCGCAUCCUCAAGGUUGGCCUGUUCUGGAACUUCCAGCCUGUGGUGAAGAGCACAGAGGUGAGCGACCUGGGCUCCACCUCUCAGCAGGUGACGCUGCACCUGAGUGAGGGAGACAGGGUGUGGCUGCAGGUGCGCGACACCAGCAGUAAUGGCUUGUACACCAGCAGUGAGUCCAGCAGCACCUUCAGCGGAUACCUGCUGUACCCAGACAGCUGCGACGAGAUAUCUGGCAAAGACUUCGUCCUGCCAGGGCCAGAGAUACAUGAGGAGUACAGCUGGGAGGGAAAUUGGCACACUUAGCCUUCAACCAUAAACACUAAUCAAUAAUAAUAAAAAUAAAUCUUAUAACUCCAACUCAUGGACCAACAGCAAAACUUCUCUAAAUCUCUAAAUACUAAACAAUAAACACAGAUACCAAAACACAAAACUCUAAACACUAAUGAACAUAAUAAUACAUAAAGACUAAUCCAAAAUGCCUACACUUUAUACCCUAAGCAAUAAUUGCCAGAACUUAAGCCAUAAACACUAAUCCCCAAAUCUUACACUAUAAACACCAGAGAAAACUCUAAGCAAUAGACCCUAAACUUAGCACUAAUCUCUUAACACUAAUCCCUAAACACUAAACUCUAUACUUUAAUCAUGAAACCCAUUUCUCAACACUAAUCCCCAAAUACUAAUCCCUAACCCUUUAAUCACUAAGCACUAAUUUCUCAACACUAAUCCCCAAAUACUAAUCCCUAAACUUUAAUUACUGAGCACUAAUAUCUUAACAAUAAUCUCUAACCACUAAACCCUAAACUUUAGUGACUAAGCACUCUUCUCUCAACACUAAACCCUAAAUAUGAAUCCGUAAACUUUAAUCACUAAACACAGAUUCUCUUAACACUAAUCCCCAAAUACGAAUCCCUAAACUUUAAUCACUAAGCACCCAUCUCUCAACUCUAAUCCCCAAAUACUAAUCCCUAAACUUUAAUCAAUAAGCACCCAUCUCUCAACUCUAAUCCCCAAAUACUAAUCCCUAAACUUUAAUCACUAAGCACCCAUCUCUUAAUACUAAUCCCUAAAAUCACUAUAUUUUAAAAAUUAAUCCAUUAACCCCAAAAACUAAACAUUAUAAACUAAUCCCUAAAUACUGAACACUAAAUUUUAAUUGCUAAACCUGAUGAACCUUAAUUUUAAUUCUUAAACAUUAAUCUCUUUGUGUCAGCACAAAAAUCUCUGAUUUUCUUUCCAAGUUUAAUGAUAAACUAAAGAUAAAACUCAACAAAUGAAGUUUGAUGUACCAGCGAGUGGAGUUCUGCAAAAAAAAUCAAUUAAAUAAUCUAAUGAGACAAAUUGAAUGUUUCACCCAAAAGUAAAAAGUGGGAGGUAUUUUAAUUAUAAUGCAAUGCAAUAGAAUCAUUUUUAAGUCUCCGUCAGAUGAAUGAAAUGAAAUGAGAUCGCCAUCAUUUUACUGCAAAUCUGCUGAAUUCAACUGACUAACGAUGGUGAUGGAAUUGCAGUGAAUGGAAUGAAUCCAAUUAAAUUUGAUCUUAAAUGGUGAUAUUGAACCAGUUUCUUCCUGUAGUUGAAUAGAAAAUAAAUAAACAGCAGCUUUACAUUAUGGUCUGCUUUAGAUUAAACUCAAUGUCACUGUUCUUCAGUUACAUUU